Messenger RNA from Oncorhynchus kisutch (coho salmon), 6232 nucleotides. Its product is annotated as Wilms tumor protein 1-interacting protein homolog. The record is from RefSeq and is a predicted model, not a curated record. Gene Ontology annotation, biological process: cytoskeleton organization; negative regulation of hippo signaling; regulation of DNA-templated transcription. Bases 578 to 2731 code for a protein of 717 amino acids. The transcript has 8 exons. Gene Ontology annotation, cellular component: P-body; nucleus; transcription regulator complex. Gene Ontology annotation, molecular function: transcription corepressor activity. Lineage: Eukaryota; Metazoa; Chordata; Actinopteri; Salmoniformes; Salmonidae.
CUCAGGCACCCCCUUGCUGAGUUGGUCGCAAUCAUUGUUUCGCUCCAGCAUUAACCACAUUCCAGAGAGGCGGAGUGCACCCCGUCCACUUCCUCGCAUUCCUUCUCCACAAACGAGUCCCUUACGCUAAAUUGUGUUUAAAACGUGUUUUGGCGCACUUUGUGUCUUUUAAUAUGUAAGAUGUGGCUGUUAAUGGUGUAUUGCAAUAUUUUCUCAACCUCAAAUUUACAUUUGAGACUCUUUUGGAAAACUGGAGAAAAACUGACAAGGGAAAAUUCCUCCGCGCAGCGCGCCAUUGACUGUAAAGACCUUUCAACUUAACAAAAACUGAAGUUGACAAACGUAACGUUGAAACUUUGUUGUAAGGGUUUAUAUUUUCGAAGAAAAAGAUCAUGCACUGCUCCGAGAUUUCCAAGCACACUGGCCGUUCAGCAAACAGGCGACGAUGCCUGGAUUGAGCCUGCGUUUUGUUAUGAUUUCCAAGUGAAAUGCAAUUACUGCUAUCUCUCACUCGGUAGUCGGUUUGUGGACUAGUGCGCUUUUUCUCUGAACUUGUUCGUCGCCUCCGGAGCAAACCAUGGAUCACUAUGAGGAAGAUUUGGGACUCCGGGCGAGUAAAUUAAUGGAGGACCUUUCCUUAUAUGAAGCAUACAAGGAUGGAAUGUACAGUUCAAGGAGAGAUAUGGUUAUCAACCCCGAUUUGGAUUUUUCGUCUCCAACGAUACCGGAGCAGAAAAGUACGACAAUGAAUGGCAGCUCUGCGCCUCACCAACAGAUACACACCGUUGAGAAUUACAUGUCUGGGAAUAAAGUGUACACUGCGGCUCCCGUGCGCCCGGUGAAUGGCAACAGAGCCGUUCCUGUGGAUUAUUGCACCCCUCAAAGAGACACAGUUUAUCCUAAUGAAGAGAGCUAUUGCACCAAAUCCGAAAUUGCUUUGCCGUGUUAUAGCGGCGCGUCCGAGCGGCACAGGAGGUACUCAUUGGAGGUGCAGGGGCAUAGGUACAGCACUGGUAGCGCGUACGAUGGAGUGGUUUUGAACAAGCCAGUACCCUCACCUGGCAACAGAUGCAACAGUAUUUGUAUUACCACCAACCACGACGGCAGAUACAAUGCAACCAGCCCGCGGUCCAGUUUCGUAUCCUCCCUCUCCUCCCAGGAGCAAAGCAAACAUGCAAGCCCGAGGUCGAGCAUCAGUAGCCCGCGCACGAGUCUGUUGGUACCCGGGCAAGACAAGUACACUAGUCCCAGGUCCAGUCUGGUACACUGUGAAGGGAGCAGUGCCCUCAGCCCCCGGUCUAGCUAUGCAAGUACAGCCAGCGACACAAGUAAACAUUCCAGCCCAAGGGCCAGUCUGAACAGCUAUGACUGCUGCAGUAAGCCCAGCAGUAACCGCACCAGCGGCAUCAGUAUGGGCUACGACCAAAGGCACAUCAGCCCCAGGUCCAGCACAGCGAGCCAGUAUUCUUGUACCACCAGUCCACGCUCUAGCUAUUCAGAUUCGCGUUACAUGCCUGUGGGGAACCAUGAUCUGGAGGGUGCAGUUUUGCAUGGCAUGCCGGUGGCCAGUCCCCGGUCAAGCAUCUGCAGCCAGGAAGGGUGUGCAAGACCCGGGACAAUAGCUAACUGCGUCGUUAGUCCCCGGUCCAGUAUCUCCAGUCACAGUUCCAGAAGUUCCCGGAGCUCCAGGGGAUCUAUGAGCACCUACCCAGAUCUCCAACUGCCUUCACCCAGGUCCUCAAUGCUGGGGACAGGUUUGCAGGAGGACAUACUAACACAAGAUUGUGGUGAUACCAACGGUGUUCAUAGUCGUAUCCAUCUCCAAGCGCUCUCUGGGAUGCCAGAGGCCCUGCCACAGCAUGCACCACAACAGUCAACCCAGGCAGGGAUGAACACAGAGGUGACCGCUGGAUCACCAUCAUCUUCUUAUGGGCUCCAUAUGAAAACUCCAGCCUCGGGGCAGAGGUUUAAACUACCUUACCAGGUGACCCCAUGCCGGGAAAGUGGCCCAAGCCAAGCAGAAAGGAGUCUGGAAGCACUCACCUUGGAGCUGGAGAAGGAGUUAGAAAUGCACAUGAAAAAAGAAUACUUUGGUAUCUGUAUCAAGUGUGGAAAGGGUGUGUAUGGAGCCAGCCAAGCCUGUCAGGCCAUGGGGAAUCUGUACCAUACCAACUGCUUCACCUGUUACUCCUGUGGGAGGAGGCUGAGAGGGAAAGCUUUCUACAACGUCAACGGCAAGGUCUACUGUGAAGAGGACUUCCUGUACUCUGGCUUUCAGCAGACGGCAGAGAAGUGCUUUGUAUGUGGUCACCUCAUCAUGGAAAUGAUCCUGCAGGCACUGGGCAAGUCCUACCACCCUGGCUGCUUCCGCUGUGUGGUCUGCACAGAGGGUCUGGACGGAGUGCCUUUCACUGUGGACGUGGAGAACAACAUCUACUGUGUUAAAGACUACCACACGGUCUUUGCCCCUAAAUGUGCCUCAUGCAACCAGCCAAUCCUCCCUGCUCAGGGCUCUGAGGAGACCAUCCGGGUGGUGUCCAUGGACAAGGACUACCAUGUGGAGUGCUAUCACUGUGAGGACUGUGGCCUCCAGCUAAAUGACGAGGAGGGUCACCGCUGUUACCCCCUGGAUUGCCACCUGCUCUGUCACAGCUGCCACAUCCGCAGGCUAAAGGUCCCGGUGCCCGCCCACCCGCCCCCCAGCUACCCACUACACGUCACUGAGCUGUGAGAGGAACCAACCCCAACCCACCGCUGACCCGCCUCCCAGGUGACCUGAGACAACAUAGCAGAAAGAAGAAGGAAUCCCCCGCCCACGGAAUCCCGGGAACUUCGGAACAGUCAGACCCUGGGAGACUUCGCUCUCUACUUGCCGGCCGUGCCCUGGGGAGAGGAGAUAGAUACAGGGCCAUGGACAAGUCACAAGACCGGGCUGGGAGAGUCCACGUCUCUCUCUCCCUUUCUCCCUCUCCCUCUCUCUCUCUCUCUCUCUCUCUCUCUCUCUCUCUCUCUCAUCAGUUUUUUUCUCCCUCCUUUUGGUCUGUGAACAGUGAAGCAGGCUGAGGCCCCAGCCCACCCAGAUACCCUGGCUGACGUCAGCACAAUGACCCCUGCACAUUCAUCACAGUGGGGACUGGCCUGGAUGGAGGGAGGGGGCCACUCUCUCUCCAUCCCUCUCUUUUUUUACUGCCUUUCUGUUUUCUUCAUUCCUUCGAGCUGAAGCCCAAUGCCAUGAUGCAUUUACUGCUCCUCUGUCAGAGAGAGAGAGAGCCGGACAGCGUCUCUGCCAGGAGGCUGGGAGGCCAUGAAACAGGCCGCUACAUAACAUUCCAGCACUGUCUGGCAGGGUUAGAGGGUUGGACAUGCUGUGCCUUCAGAGUGGCCUUCCACUGAGAAACCUUACCGCAUGGUGACAGUGACAAUGGCACAAUCCAGCUAGCUACGGCUCCUUUUGGCUAUGCAAGGGUACUGAGUAUACCAGCAACAACCGAGCUCCUUCAUGUGACUCUGUGACACAGUCUCCUGUACCAUCCCUUCAUGUGACUCUGUGACACACCCUCCUGUACCAUCCCUUCAUGUGACUCUGUGACACAGUGUCCUGUACCAUCCCUUCAUGUGACUCUGUGACAUAGUCUCCUGUACCAUCCCUUCAUGUGACUCUGUGACACACCCUCCUGUAUCAUCCCUUCAUGUGACUCUGUGACACAGUCCCCUGUACCAUCCCUUCAUGUGACUCUGUGACACACCCUCCUGAACCAUCCCUUCAUGUGACUCUGUGACACAGUCUCCUGUACCAUCCCUUCAUGUGACUCUGUGACACACCCUCCUGUACCAUCCCUUCAUGUGACUCUGUGACACACCCUCCUGUAUCAUCCCUUCAUGUGACUCUGUGACACACCCUCCUGAACCAUCCCUUCAUGUGACUCUGUGACACAGUCUCCUGUACCAUCCCUUCAUGUGACUCUGUGACAUAGUCUCCUGUACCAUCCCUUUGCUCCAGUGCUACUUGGCAUAGUGGAUGUUUGUGGCACCAAAUGCCCUGUCAGUAGCCAGUAGCCACAGCGCUAGCCUGGGCUGGCACUCAUUCCACUUAGCAGUCUUAGAAGACGUGACCUCGAGAAAUUCACAAGCAGUGUCUCAACGAUUAUAUAACAAGAUAAAAAGUUAGAAGCACGUAGAUUGCCUAUAUAUUUUGCAGACAUUUUCCACAUAAGAUUCUAGAAGUGUAGUGUAUUUUUUUGCUGCGUUAUUAUUAUCAAAUGGAAUCGGAGGCCAAGCGAGCUGUCACCGUCUUAACGGUCCUCUGAAGGGUAUUGCUCCGUUGUUUCAUUUCUCCUCAUGGACACAUGUCCUAGAGGCCUCUGUGUUGUCACUCUGCUUGGUCAUGCGAUCCACAGACCUGUUAACAUGUACAGUUCCACACACUGUUUAUUUGACCCAUAUGGUAGCACUGAGUAAAUGAGUGUCUGACCAUCGAGAGUCCCCACAUAUCCUCCUCAUGCACACGUUACUGUGUCAUACCUACUGGUUGAUCUGAUUGUCUGGUUGGUUGUGGGAGUUGCUGGUCCAACCCAUGUCUCUGGGAAUCCAUCCCCCGUGUUUUCCCUCGCUGUGUGUGUGUGUGUGUUAGUCUGUUGGUCUAUAGACUCUGAGUGUACUAAACAUUAAGAACUGCUCUUUCCAUGGCAUAGACUGACCAGAUGAAUCCAGGUGAUGUCACUUGUUAAAUCCACUUCAAUCAGUGUAGUUGAAGACAGGUUCAACCUGAUUUUUAAGCCUUGAGACAAUUGAGACAUGGAUUGUGUUUUGUGUGCCAUUCAGAGGGUGAAUGGGUAAGACAACAUAUUUAAGUGGCUUUGAACAGGUUAUGGUGUAGAUGUAAAGCGCACCGGUUUGUGUCAAAAACUGUAACGGUGUUGGGUUUUUCCCGCGUGUAUCAAGAAUGGUCCACCAGCCAAAGGACAUCCAGCCAACUUGACACAACUGUGGGAAGCAUUGGAGUCAACAUGGACCAGCAUCCCUCCGGAAGGCUUUCAACACCUUGUAGAGUCCAUGUCCGAUGAAUUGAGGCUGUUCUGAGUGCAAACGUGGUGUAACUCAAUAUUAGGAAGGUGUUCUUAAUGUUUGGUAUACUCAGUGUGUACAGAAGUGUGUGUGUGUGUGUGUGUGUGUGUGUGUGUGUGUGUGUGUGUGUGUGUGUGUGUGUGUGUGUGUGUGUGUGUGUGUGUGCGUGCGUGCACCAGUGGCAGUGCCAUGGUGCAUGUACCUUGUUGAGUGAGCAGGACAACGGCCAUCCAGCUCCACAAAACGACCCAUGCUCUCUCAAUCGCUCUCCAACAGAAAGGAUGGGUUAAGGCUCUGACUCAGGCCUACCCAGUACCUGCUCACAGUAGCCUAGUCAGAGGAACUGUCCUCUCAUACUACUGAAUCUAACAGACAAGGAGGCUGACGUAGAGAUUACGGAGAGGAGUGGCCGACACAGGCAUCAUGUGCUUUCUGAUGUAUCCCUCGAUGAGAUUCUUUGGAAUGUAAUUAUUAGUGUAUGUUUGGCAAACUGUUGUUUAAUUUUUGCUCUGCUCCCAGUUGUACAUUUACAGAAGUGAAAAGGCUAGUGUCCCUGGAGUACAUGUUUUUGCUGGGAAAUUCCCUUUGAUGGUAGAUAAACUGAAUCUCAGCAUAGUAUGAUGAGACUCCUAGUCAAGGAAUGUGUAAUAUACUUGAAGAAUGAGGCAAUGGCAUUUUCUGAACUGUAGUUUGAAUAGUACAAUAAGACCCACUCAUCAAUCUCAAAUCAUUUUCCAUUAAAGCAGAAAAUGUUUAAACUUGACAAGAGUUGAUCCCCUUUAACGAUGUCUUAAUACACCUCUUUUAAAAAUACUACUUCAGUUCCAUUUCUAUUGCAUAGCACACAGCUAGUUUCCCCAGACCUGUGCAUAAAGAGGCUACUUUUCCUUUCAUCCUCUGUCAUAAAUCACUCUGAAAGUGAAGACUUCUCUCUCUCCUAUCAGUAGUUUUCAAUAAGCACAUAUGACACCUCUGUCACAUCACUUUUGUAUCGCUUUUGUAUAAGUGUUUGAUUACCUAGAUCGUUCAUAAAAAAGGAAACUAGAUUUAUUUAUCUAAACAUGAAAAAGUCUAAAGUUAUUUAAUGUAUUAAAAAUCGGGACGUAUCAUUUAACUGUAGAUUAUAUAAUCUGCUUUUUAAAUAAAGUGGUUUUGUAGCUAACUUAAA